AUGGCGGCAGUCCUGUUCAUGGACUUUGCCUACAACAUCAACGACCGGCUCUACUCGUCGGCCGUGGAGGCGCGACGCCGACUGAUGAGCUCGGAGGCCUACAAGGGCCGGCUCGCAGUGAUGCUCUGCGCCUCCGCGCUCCUGCUGCUGGCCUCGAUCGGUGCAGCCAUCGCCAUUUGCCAUUGGGUGCCCGACGUGACCUGGCUGGUGCUCAGCGCUAUCGGAGGCUCUGCAGUGCUGCUGCUGCUGAGCAUUACCGAGUGGUGCGAGCACGGGUCUUUGAUGACUUCCAGCGUGAUGCUCGCGUACAGCGUGUACCUCUGCUACCAGGUGGCGGAGAUUCGGCCCAACACCGACGACCUCGAGGAGCUGCCCACAACGCUGUUCGGCUUGCUGGUACCUGCCGCCUCCCUGGCCUACUUCGCCAUCAGCAGAAGUCCGGCCAGGCACCUGGCGGGGCGCGGCUCGGCGCGGGUUGAGGCAGACGAUGCCUUUGACGCCAACGACUUUCUGCUGCGCUGCGGCGUGCACUUUCUGGCGGACUUCUACGUCACCUCCGUGCUGGCGCCCCGAGGAGUCCAGCAUCUCUGA
Effrenium voratum is the source of this 591-nucleotide messenger RNA. The record is from the annotation of a GenBank genome assembly. NCBI's taxonomy places the organism in Eukaryota, Dinophyceae, Suessiales, Symbiodiniaceae.